Musca vetustissima is the source of this 1843-nucleotide messenger RNA. Its product is annotated as paired box protein Pax-6-like. Gene Ontology annotation, biological process: regulation of transcription by RNA polymerase II; anatomical structure development. The transcript has 4 exons. Gene Ontology annotation, molecular function: DNA-binding transcription factor activity, RNA polymerase II-specific; RNA polymerase II cis-regulatory region sequence-specific DNA binding. NCBI's taxonomy places the organism in Eukaryota, Metazoa, Arthropoda, Insecta, Diptera, Muscidae. The coding region runs from base 3 to 1748 and encodes 581 amino acids. The record is from RefSeq and is a predicted model, not a curated record.
CUAUGGCCCAUUAUUACGAGGGUGUUUCAUGUUGUUAUUUUCUUUAUUUUUCAGUGGGACUGGUUUCUUCCGGGCAAAUACCGGGAUCAGCUAUAUUCACAGGCGGAGCCAAUGGCCAGCCAUCCCCCAGCACGCUAAGUGCUCUGGUAUCUCAACAGCGGCUCUUGGAAUUAUCACGAUUCAGUGGUUUGCGAGGAUAUGAUAUCGCCCAACACAUGCUGACACAACAGGGUGCGGUAUCCAAGCUAUUGGGUUCCUUGCGACCACCUGGUCUAAUUGGUGGCUCCAAGCCAAAAGUGGCCACUCCAACAGUAGUUUCCAAAAUCGAACAAUACAAACGCGAGAACCCAACGAUAUUUGCAUGGGAGAUACGAGAGCGUUUAAUAUCAGAAGGUGUUUGCACCAAUGCCACAGCUCCCUCCGUUUCAUCUAUAAAUCGAAUUUUAAGAAAUCGAGCUGCGGAACGGGUGGCCAAUGAAUUUGCUCGCACAGCGGCUUACGGGCUGUAUCCUCCGCAUCCGUAUGGGGGUUUCUCUUGGCAUCCAGCAGCCGCUGCAGCGGCGGCAUCUACGGGCGGAUCAUCGCCACACUUUUGGUCUCCGGCUAUAAGUGCAGGCGCUCCGUUAACCGCCAUGCCCACGGUAAAUCAUUCUACGUCGGCCAUCAAUGUCAACAACACAAGUAGGGCAAUUUCACCCAGUUCUGGCAGCCACGAUACGCUUGAAUCGCCUGACGACAGCCGUCAUAUUGAUUCCGAUUAUUUGGACGAUGACGAUGAGCCGAAAUUUCGGCGUAAUCGCACCACUUUCACCCCCGAACAACUGGAAGAAUUGGAGAAGGAAUUCGAUAAAAGUCACUACCCGUGUGUGAGCACUAGGGAGCGGCUAUCGAGCCGCACUUCGUUGAGCGAGGCCAGAGUACAGGUUUGGUUUUCAAAUAGACGAGCAAAAUGGCGUCGUCAUCAACGAAUGAAUCUUUUAAAACGGCGCUCGAGUCCCACGGGUAAUACAUCGGCCACACACUAUUCCCAACAAUCACUGGAAACUUGCAGCAAUCCUACAUCAACAUCUCCCACUCCUAGCACGAAUAGUAAUGCUUCAACCUGUCCAAAUGAUCAACUGUCAAGUAUGCCGCAGCAACCGCACUCAGCGCCCCCAUCUUCGGAUUCAUCGGCUCAGCCAAGUCAUCCAGCUGGACCGCCUAUGCAGCCACAGCCUUCACUUCAGGCGCACAUGUCAAAUAUGCAUGCUCAUCACGCUGAUCCACAGUCAGCUGCCGCGGCCUUACUCCUUAACCACUACCAUCAGCAACACCAACAACUAGCCAAAGGUCAAUCGCCAAGCUUGGCCAUGCCGUCGACUUCAUUUGGCGUAUUGAGCAGUGAAUCACACCAACAGUUGGCCGCAGCUAUAGCAACAGGGUCGCCCACUCUCUCAAUGGGCGGAGAACACAGUGCUUUUAGGUCCUUGGUUAAUACGCCUUCUGCGGCUGCGUUUGCCCUCGGCCUGGCACGACAAUAUGCCGUAGCUGCUUCAUUGUCAGCCGCCGAUAAUGGCAAGCACUUGUCUGAGGCAAGCGAACAAGUUUCUAAGCCCGUUUCAAUUAAUGACUCUGACUCCGAUGAUGAGGAAAUAAAUGUCCACGACGAUUCGAAUGAUGCCGAGGCCAGCUUCUAUUCCUCGGCGUCAGGUUCCGAUGCUAACCAGCAACCUAGAGUUCCCAUACAGCUGGUGAAGCACGAACGCUGAUUCGAAGGUGCUACGCGGAUUCUGGUGCUAUCAACCCAGUGUAGAACCAAUUGUCAAUGUGCAAUCAUACGCUUAUAAUCGAUAUCUUUACCAAA